CGUUUCCACCUCUUCUGCUACAAAUAUCAGAUUUCAGUACUACUAGUAAUCUCUCUUUUCUUCACUCUCAAAACCCUCAUUUGCAAAAUUCUUCAGAUAGUUUCAGAGAGAGAAGCAGUGAGCGAAAAUGUCACUGAGACCACCAACUACGGCGGUUGGAAGUGGCGCCGGAAGGAGGGAGAUGAUGAGGAAAAAAUCGUAUAAAAGUGCAGUGGAUGUUGAAGGCGGAAGAAGAAGAAGAGAAGAUAAUAUGGUUGAGAUUCGGAAGAGCAAAAGAGAAGAUAAUCUUAAUAAGAAACGAAGAGAACAACUACCUUCUCUUCUUACUACUUUUGCUGUUUCUGGUUUUCGUUCCGAUGGUAAUCAGCAACAAGAUGAACAAGGUUGUGCGAUUACUGAUCGUGCUAAUCAGCUGGUAAAAAUCUGGACAAUGAUAGAAGACAUAUGGUCUGGUUGUCCAGAAGCACAGUUGGAGUCAACCACUGCAUAUAGGAAGCUUUUAUCGCGUGAGUGUGAUCCACUGAUUGAUGAGGUAGUUAGAGCAGGUGUUGUCCCACGGUUCGUAGAAUUUCUUGCAAGGCACGAUAUGCCUCAACUCCAAUUUGAGGCAGCUUGGGCUUUGACAAAUGUUGCAUCAGGCACUUCGGAGCAUACACUAGCUUUGAUUAACCAUGGUGCUGUUCCACUGCUAGUGAAAAUUCUUAGCUCUGGGAGUGCUGAUGUUUGUGAACAGGGCCAAUUUGGUUUUUGUUUCAAAUCUAAUCAACAGGCUGUGUGGGCAUUGGGUAACGUUGCUGGUGACUCGACAAGCUGUAGAGAUUUUGUUCUUUCUCAUGAUCCACUGUUGCCACUGCUAUCUCAGUUUGAAAAGCCCAAACUAUCUAUGCGGAGGACUGCUACAUGGACUUUAUCUAACUUAUGUCGUGGCCAGCCAGCAGUACCAUUUGAGCAGGUCAAGCUUGUUUUGCCAGCUCUUCAGCACCUUAUCCACUCAACUGAUGAAGAAAUUCUUACGUCUGCUUGCCGGACACUGUCGUAUAUCUCUAAUGACACAAAUGACAAGAUCCAGGCUGUGCUUGAGGCGGGAGUCUGUCCACGACUUGUGGAUCUUUUACUUCAUCCAUCUCCUGCAGUUUAUACACCAUCUCUUCGAACCAUUGGAAACAUUGUUACGGGUGAUGAUGAACAGACUCAGGUCGUAAUUGACAAUCAAGUGCUUUAUUGUUUCCAUCAACUUCUGACUCAAAAUUACAGCAAGAACAUCAAGAGAGAAACCUGUUGGGCCAUCUCAAAUAUCACUGCUGGAAAUAUUGGUCAGAUACAGGCUGUUAUUGAAGCUAAGAUCAUUGGACCUGUAGUGCAUCUUCUCCAGCAUGAAGAAUUUGAGAUCAAGAAGGAAGCUGCAUGGGCUAUCACCAAUAUUUCCACCGGGGCAGCACAUGAGCACAUCCGAUAUCUAGUGGAGCAAGGAUGCAUAAACCCACUCUACGAUCUUUUGACAUCCACAGAUUCUAGAAUUGUGAUGGUAUGCCUGAAAGGCCUUGAGAACAUCCUGAGGGUUGGUGAAUCUGAUAACGAGUUGGGAAAGACUAGUGGAGGCAAUAUCUAUGCAGAGAUGAUUGAUUAUUGUGGAGGUUUAGAUAAAAUAGAAGCUCUACAAAACCAUGACAAUAAGGAUAUCUACGAUAUGUCUGUCUAUAUCUUAGAGACAUACUGGAGCAAGGAUGAGGAAGAUGAUGUUCAAAGAUAGAUCUAAUGCUGGACACUCCCCGAACCUGUUUCGCGCCUCAUCAAUUCCCCCCUCCAGUCUUCUUGUCUAGCAAUCAGGCAGUCUAAUAAGGGCAUGGUAUUUUUGUUCUCAUACGAUAUCUCUCGAUAACAUUUUUGGUCGACUGUGCUCAUUUUACAACUAAAUCUGUGUUAAUUUCUAGCUUCACCAUUAGCUUUUAGGGAGAAAAUAUGUCCAAUUUGAUUGGUUAUAUCGCACACACCAAGGGUUUUGCUUGGACAUCUCAUACAUCUUCAGCGUUACAUAUAGGUUGAUCAUAUUGGAUGUACAUUGAUCAUCCAUUUUUGGGUCAAAGAAGAAAGAACACUGUAAAUUUGCUAAACGAUUAUAGAGAGCUUCACAUUCACAAA
Molecule: messenger RNA, 2139 nt
Organism: Papaver somniferum (opium poppy)
Lineage: Eukaryota; Viridiplantae; Streptophyta; Magnoliopsida; Ranunculales; Papaveraceae
Product: importin subunit alpha-like
Exons: 10
Coding region: 128-1750 (540 amino acids)
Biological process (GO): NLS-bearing protein import into nucleus
Cellular component (GO): nucleus; cytoplasm
Molecular function (GO): nuclear import signal receptor activity; protein binding
Source: RefSeq, a predicted model, not a curated record